This is a messenger RNA of Trichoderma citrinoviride, 1314 nucleotides long. Its product is annotated as carbohydrate esterase family 9 protein. The record is from RefSeq and is a predicted model, not a curated record. The transcript is spliced from 3 exons. Lineage: Eukaryota; Fungi; Ascomycota; Sordariomycetes; Hypocreales; Hypocreaceae. Gene Ontology annotation, molecular function: N-acetylglucosamine-6-phosphate deacetylase activity. Gene Ontology annotation, biological process: N-acetylglucosamine catabolic process. Bases 1 to 1314 code for a protein of 437 amino acids.
AUGCCGAUAGCUCUAUCCCCUCCCUUCCGGCCACGGAACGGCCUGACAAAGUUCACAAACUGCCGCCUCCUGCGCGGCGACAAGCUCGUCCACGAGGACCUCUGGGUCAGCUCCACGUCCGGCAAGAUCGUCAACAGCCAGGCCGCCUUCUUCGACGACCUCGUCCUGCCGGAUCAGACCAUCGACCUCGGCGGCCGCAUCAUCUCGCCCGGCUUCAUUGACGUGCAGCUCAAUGGCGCCUUUGGCUUCAACUUCUCCACGCUUCUCGACGACAUGUCGCAGUACGGCAAGAAGGUCAAGGAGGUCCAGAAGCUGCUCGUCCAGACGGGCGUCACAUCGUACAACCCCACCAUCACCAGCCAGAGGCCGGAACUAUAUCAAAAGGCUCUUCCGUUCCUGGGACCGUCCGGGCACCUGCAGGAGGCCGAAGACGGGGCCGAGUCGCUCGGCGCCCACUGCGAGGGCCCGUUCCUCAGCCCGACCAAGAACGGCGUGCACAACGUCGACGUGCUGAUCGAGGCGCAGACGUUUGAGGACAUCGAGGCCUGCUACGGCAAGCACAACCUCACGCCGCGGGCCGAGGGCGAGCCCAUCCCCAUCAAGUACAUCACGGCGGCGCCGGAGCGCGGCCAGAUGACCAAGCUCAUCCCGGAGCUCACGGCCAGGGGCAUCAUCUACUCGGUCGGCCACUCCGAGGCCACGUACGAGCAGGCGUCCGAGGCCGUCGGCCAGGGCGCCACCAUGAUCACACACCUGUUCAACGCCAUGCGCCCGCUGCACCACCGCAACCCGGGCAUCUUUGGCGUCCUGGGCAUCGCCGAGAGCCUGCCGCGGCCGUACUUUGGCAUCAUCGCCGACGGCAUCCACCUGCACCCGACCACGAUCAAGAUUGCCUUUAACUCUCAUCCCGACGGCUUCAUCCUCGUCACGGACGCCAUGCACCUCGUUGGCCUGCCCGACGGCGCAUACCCGUGGACCAACGGCGACACGACGUGCAACAUCGUCAAGGUGGGCUCCAAGCUGCUACUCGAGAACUCGGAUACGAUUGCCGGCAGCUCCAUCACCCUCCUCGAGUGCGUCAACAACUUCCUCCAAUGGACAGGCACGGGCAUCCCUCACGCCCUCAAGGCCGUCACGUCCACCCCCGCGGCCAUGCUGGGCCUGCAGGGCGUCAAAGGAUCGCUCGACGCCGGCGCCGACGCCGACCUGGUCAUCUUCUCCGAGAAGCAGACGCCCGGCCAGCCCAGCACUCUGGUCCUGGACGAGGUGUGGAAGUUUGGCACCAGAGUCCACCGCGUCGUUCACGAUUCGUAG